Guillardia theta CCMP2712 is the source of this 1821-nucleotide messenger RNA. RefSeq lists its product as hypothetical. Bases 1 to 1821 code for a protein of 606 amino acids. The record is from RefSeq and is a predicted model, not a curated record. The transcript has 7 exons. Lineage: Eukaryota; Cryptophyceae; Pyrenomonadales; Geminigeraceae. Gene Ontology annotation, molecular function: protein-lysine N-methyltransferase activity; protein binding. Gene Ontology annotation, biological process: peptidyl-lysine monomethylation. Gene Ontology annotation, cellular component: nucleus.
AUGACCGCGCAAUGUUCAUCGCUGAAAAUCGAUCUUCCGCAGCUGGAUAGCUUGAGUCCCGUGUAUGAUAUCCAGUGCAAACUCAUGGAGGAUCUCAAGCUGGGUAGCAGCUACAGCGUGAGCGAGGGCGACAUGGUUCAUCCUGGGCUGAUGGACGCUCUUCGUGUGCGGAUGCUGAGCCAGCAGGAAGCAUAUUUCUUUCAGGGAGAGGAGAGGGAAGGCAAGGAAGCGGUAGGUUCUCAGCGACUGGGAGAGUUGAAUCCGCAGAACGAGAGAUCCAGUCUCGAGCUCCUGAAGAAGCUGCUGAGAGAUCAACACGGACACAAUGGUGGUCUGGUUGAAAGCGCAUGGAAGGUUGUAGAGAAGGCAUGCUCUUCCUUCUGCAGCAAGUCUCAGUGCUCGUCUCCCAUGCAGUCCAUGGAAGAUGAAGAAACAGCGAAGUACAUCGAAUGGCUGAGAGAGCACGAUAUCAGUGACUGUGUUGGGUUGGGAUACUUCCAACACAAAUCGUCGAGCGCAAAGGAAAAGGAGUCGAUGGAGCGAGGAGUCCUGGCGCUCCGAGACAUCAGAGCAGAUGAGGUUGUCUACAGCAUUCCUGUCGAUCACUUGCUGUGCGUCGAUACAGCACUCAAGUCAGAUAUCGGGCCAACCUUCUUGGAAAUUCGAGCAAAGAUGAAAGAGAGGUGGCUGGAGAGGAAGGAAAAGAAAGCUACACAGCAAGCUGAACAGAAGGCGGGACAGGAAGAGGGGGAUCAAGAGGAGGGGGAGGAGGAGGAGGAGGAGGAGGAGGAGGAGGAGGAGGAGGAGGACGAGCUUCAUGAUGAUACUAUUUCGAUGCUGUUCCUUAUCCAUGAGAUGAAGACCAAACGAGAGACAUCCAGGUGGAAAACUUAUUUCGACUUCCUCCCAGGCAAGUUUGAGACGGGAAUCUGCUUCGAGGAGGAGGAAGGCGGUGGGCUGAACCUCGACGAGGAGCUGGCAGGAACUGGUUUCGUGCAGAAACGAUGGAAGGAACGAGAGGUGGUAGAGCAUACCUACAACAUGCUUUUCCCUUGGUUAACAGAGGAAUUUCCGCAAGUGUUCGAUCGGGAGCACUUCGACUUCCAGUCCUUCAUGUGGGCCAGAGGCGUUUUCGACACUCGUUGCGUCACGGUCAAGUUUCCUGCAGAGAAGACGGGCAAGGUCGGUGUCGACAACAACGGUGAAGGCGAGAAGGGCACGCGUGACGUGACAUGCCUCGUCCCUUGGGCUGACAUGUGCAAUCACCACCCGUAUGCUCAGCUCAACAAACCAAGUCUUGACCCUACAAGGAAGUUCCUUCAAUUCUGCACGAUGGCGCCGAUCAAACAGGGCAGCCAGGUCUUCCUCAACUAUGGCCCUCUCGACAACACCCAGCUUCUCCUCUACUACGGGUACGCGGAGCAAGACAAUCCUUACCAGACGUACGCGAUAGAGCUCGAGCUCCCGGACGAUGAACUUCGCCUCAUGAAGCAGCUCAUGCUAGUUCACUACCGAUUUCACGACAGCCAUCAUCUGCGGGACCGGGGAGAGAUCCCAGCUGCCCUCCUCGCCGCCCUCCGCAUCUGCCUCAUGGACAAGGAGGACAUGGAUAGGGGGGCGAGGGAGGGAGAGGCUAACCCGCUCGAAGGACGGAUAUCGAAGAGGAAUGAGGAGGACGUACUGCGAACUCUGGAAGAUACAGUGAGCUACGUUCUUGGUACGCUCCCUGAGGAGGAGGAGGAGGAGUUAAGGGGAGGAGAAGCAGCAGCAGCAGCAGCUCGCUUUUCUUGCAAGGAAUCAUCGCGUACAGGCAAGGGCUGA